GAUUGUAGGUUGUCAAGGUUGGCAUUUUUGCAGGGUAAGGAAGGGAACUGCGAGGGGCUUUGCAGGGGUAUGAAGGCAACUGCAACGGGCUUUGUAGGUUGUUGAGGUUGGCCUUUGCGUGUUAGGUAUGACCUGGUCGUGCUAUUGUACCCGUCUUUUUCGCAGAUUAACUCCCGGGCCGUUGACGGGGAUGGGAAUGGGAGGAGUGGGCAAGGGAAAGGGAAAGGGAAAGGGAAUGGAUGUGUGGCAAUCGAUUGGAUUGAAGAAAGCGAGCGGUAGUUGUUGCGGCUUUUCACCGAUUUCUGAGAUGGCAGAGAGGAUGUGUGGUAGCAGCUGCACCAGCUCCAGCUCCGCCUGCGGCGGCAGCUGUAGCUUAUGCUCAUGCGCGAGCGCGAGCGCAAGCGCAAGCUCAAGCUCAAAGUUGAACUCGGUGGCGCACUCCCCCGCUCGAUUAACCAAAAGAGGAAUCCGGACUGCGCGUGGGCAGCCGCCCAUGUUCCUGCUCCUGCUGCUCUCCGUUGGAGCGCUAUCCAUUUUCCAUCAGACUCUUAUUGACAUUCUGAUGAAGCGGCAUGCAAGAUUAUCUCGCCCAAACACGGGGGAGGCUGACAAAAUGGUGAGCACGGCGAAAUAUAUUCCGGUCGAUUGGCCAAAUUUACCUGAGAACGAAAGAGUAACGCUUUGGGAAAGGCCUGCUCCAAAUGGACUGAAGCCUUGUAUAAAUUACACAGCAGACGAAGAUUCAGUGAUAGCUCAUUACAAUCCUGAAGCCUACAUUCUUGUCUCAUGUAACGGAGGCCUUAACCAACAGCGAGCAGCGAUAGUAAAUGCGGUCCUUGUUGCGCUUCACCUAAAUAUGACUUUACUUGUGCCAUAUCUUCAGCGUAAUCCCGUUUGGAACGAUGCCAGUACGUUCGGCGAAAUUUUCAACUUGGACAAGUUCAUCCGCAGCCUUAGAGGAACAGUCCGGAUCAAAAGCCAUGUUCCAGCCAAAGCAUUGAUUCCAGAAGUUAUGUAUUUCACAAGCGUUCCUGCAGCGGUCAACUUCUCCUGGUACAAUCGGCACGUGCGAGCAAAAGUCAAUCAAGCCAAUAGGUUGGCGGAGAUCCAUGAAAUGGUGAAGAAGGAGGAGACGGAGACGACACCAAAGGAACAGAAGAGAGUGGUGGUCAUCAAUCCAUUUGCACAUCGGCUUUCGCAUCAUCUACCUCUUUUCUGGCAAAAACUCCGUUGCUUCGUCAACUUUCAGGCAUUGAAAUUUGUCGAUCGAAUUGAGAAACUUGGGGCGCAAAUGGUGAACCGUAUGAAGGCCAGGUCCAACGGACGAUAUUUGGCACUACAUUUGCGCUUUGAGGAAGACAUGGUGGCAUACUCUAUGUGCGACUUUGGCGGCGGCGAAGAUGAGCACAAGCGUCUCCACGAAUACAGGAAAUCGCACUGGAAUCUCGAUAACCGACGGAAACGUGAAACGCUCAAUCCAGCGCGGUUGCGAGCACAAGGGAAAUGUCCUGUCACUCCAGAAGAAGCUGGCCUCUUUUUACGCGCCCUUGGUUUUCCUCACGACACACACAUCUACAUGGCGUCGCUCAUCGACCAUCUGUACGGAGGCAAUGACAGCAUUGAACCCCUCAAGACCCUUUUCCCAAAUCUGGUGGACAAGACGUCCCUCGCGACUAAGGUAUGCCAAGUCACGACCAUCCCCUCGCCGAAUUUGCGAAACAUCAUCAUCCUCGUCAUCCUCCUCCUUGUCGUCAUCAUCAUCAUCAUCAAUGAACGAGUGCGGAAUGUAGCCAAUUGCAGGGAGGCAUUGGGUUGUGCUCGGCCUCUCCCCCGCCAAACGUGAGAAAGAACACAAAAUGGCAAGUGAGGGUAGAAAGAACACAAAAUGGUAAGUGAGGGUAUCUUUGGACCUUCUAGCUGGAGAUACACCCUUCGGUCUUCCCCCGAACACAACGCACCCUUAUUUUGUUCGUAUAAAUAUAGCUUGUAUACAUUCAUUUUUAGGGUGCGUUAUGUUCGGGGGAAGACAAUAGCCAUUGCACACAUUUGGUUGGUUCCAGAGUGCUGCAGCAGAGCCCAUUGUCGCACAUUGUACAUCAAAUGCAAUCCAAACCAAUCACAUGCCAAGUUCAGUCAAAACCAAUGAUGGCAUGCAAUCAAAUCCCAACAAAAGU
Messenger RNA from Chara braunii, 2174 nucleotides. The record is from the annotation of a GenBank genome assembly. NCBI's taxonomy places the organism in Eukaryota, Viridiplantae, Streptophyta, Charophyceae, Charales, Characeae.